Maniola jurtina (meadow brown) is the source of this 4093-nucleotide messenger RNA. Its product is annotated as E3 ubiquitin-protein ligase RFWD3-like. The record is from RefSeq and is a predicted model, not a curated record. The transcript is spliced from 5 exons. Gene Ontology annotation, biological process: interstrand cross-link repair; protein ubiquitination. Gene Ontology annotation, cellular component: nucleus. Lineage: Eukaryota; Metazoa; Arthropoda; Insecta; Lepidoptera; Nymphalidae. Bases 233 to 2500 code for a protein of 755 amino acids. Gene Ontology annotation, molecular function: ubiquitin protein ligase activity; protein binding.
GAUAAAUAAAUAAAUCAACCAAAAAUGAUCAGAAUCAACUCGAGUUUUUUUUUAUAUACCUGCCUUCCUUUCGGUGUUCAACCUUUUCUAAAAGUUAUAAAAUCUACAUUAUAAUUAACUAAAUAAGUCAUAUUACUUAAAUAAAUUAACCGUAUUAACUUAAAAAAGCAUACGUUGUAUGUGGAGGUGUUUGGGAGUGUGUCUCUAAAUUCACAAUACUUUUCAAUGAAGAAUGGACAAUUCACAAAUUUCCAGCAGCCCCAGCAUACUGGUUCCAGAAUCACCGGAAAGCAGUACCCCUAGCUCCCCUGAAAGCCCUGCCCUCCAGUCGGGCUAUCAGCCCUCGGAAACGUUUACAGAACCAGACAUCAACGAGGACAAUUCACAGGUUGUGGUAGCAGAUGAUUUCCCAGAAGUGGGUGAAGCAGUCUGGUGUCCAGGCAGAUUGUAUGACAAUGCUGACUUAGCCUAUGAAAGCAACAUGACCAGCAACCCAGCACAAGAGACUUUGUCAAAUGACAGCAACCAAUCACAGCCAGUUUCAUCAAUCCAGGAGCCCUGGAGACCCAAUCUAGGUGUCAUUAACAAUGACACUGAGUCAAAUGAUGACGCCCGCUCACCAGUCUCUGAACCCUUAUCAGUCUCUCCACUAAUAGAGGAGCCCUGGAGGGGUGCCCCAGAUAUCAGUGAAGAGGCUUCGUCAAGAGACAGCGACCAAUCACAGCCGGUUUCACCAAUCCAAGGGCCCUGGAGACCCAGCCUAGAUGUCAUUAACGAAGACACUGAGUCAAAUGAUGUCGCCCGCUCACCAGUCUCUGAACCCUUAUCAGUCUCUCCACUAAUAGGGGAGCCCUGGAGGGGUGUCCCAGAUAUCAGUGAAGAGGCUCUGCCAAAUGACAGCAACCAAUCACAGCUAAUCCAAGGGCCCUGGAGACCCAACCUAAAUGUAAUUAACGAAAACACUCUGUCAAAUGGUAACGCCCGCUCACCAGUCCCUGAACCCUUAUCAGUCUCUCCACCAAUAGAGGGGCCGUGGAGACCCGUUGUAGAGGGCAGCAGUGAGGAGGCUCAUCGCUCUGAUAAAAGGAGUAAAGAUGCUGAAGGAUGUGAGGAGCCACCGACUAAAGUCAGAAAAUUGGAUACCUCAGUACAGGAAGAUGGUGAAACAUGUCCCAUAUGCCUGGACUCGUGGAGCAAUUCCGGGCCGCACAGGCUGGUGGCCCUCAAGUGCGGGCACCUGUUCGGCGCGCAGUGCGUGGAGCGAUGGCUGCGCGCGCAGCCGGCGAGGGAGCGGCGCUGUCCGUCGUGCAAGAGUAAAGCCACAAUCAAGGACAUGCGGUUCAUCUACGCCAAGAAGCUGGUGGCGGCGGACGCCUCGCAGAUCACGGCACUGCAGGCGCAGCUAGAGAUACUGCAGCAGGAGAAGAAUCGCACGGAACAUGAACUCCAGAAGUCAAGAAUAGCGCACCGGUCAUGCAUGUUACAGCUGGAAGAUCUACGCAAGUCAUUGUUGAAGACAAACAAGGAGCAACCGGUGCGCAAGACCUGGAGAUUUGCCCUCGAGAAGAAUCUAGAGGUCAACAGGGACGGUGGAUGCAGGGUCAUGACCUACGACUGCAGGACCUACGAGCUGUACGUCUCACAGAAGAGCACCAACCCCCUGUUCCCCGGGUAUGGCAUCCGGAAAGUCAGUUGUGUGGACUACACGUUGGGCCAGUUCCUACAUUUACACCCGAAGCCUAUACGAGACAUAACGUAUUCCCAACCGAGAGACCUGUUACUGUCCGUCGGUUUAGACAAUACAGCACGGAUUGUUGAGAGAGGGAUACUUCGUUCAACAAUCCAAUGCGGAGUACCAUUGUGGUCGUGUACUUGGGAUUGUAUGAGGGGCGGUCAGUUUUAUGUGGGUGGAACCGGUGGUGUCAUCCAACACUACGAUACCAGGAACAGUGGAAGGUGCUUGGAAAAGUUUACAAUUGGAACGGACUUGUCUCCUGUAGUGUCAUUAGUGUCAACAGAGCAUGGACUGCUGUCGUGCCAGCUGAACAGCUGUUGGCUGUGGACGUGGAACUCGAGGCAGUGGGACAAGAAAAGUUUGCCCGUGGAAGGGCCGUUUAUGUCGUUGUGUUAUGACAAAGAGAGUCAUAGGGUGUUAGUGUCGGGUCGGGCGGGUGCGGAGCGCGCGAAACUGCAUUUGUGUAAAGUGAAAAGUGGGUACAGUGACGUUGUGGAGUACGAGCAGGUGUUCUCGGGGUCCGCUCGCACGAGCGUGAUGUGUCGGAGUGCGUUCGUGAAGGUGCCGGGGUCGAUGUGGGUGGCUUCACACUCGGAGAGCGACUCGUCGCUGGACCUGUACGGGCUGGACGGGUGCAGGAGCAUGCGGCUGCCGGCGUCGGAGCCCGCUGUGGCGGUGUGCGCGGCGCACGGCGGCACCGACACGCUGGUGGCGUCGCUGUCCGAGGCGCGCCUGCGGCUGUACCGCGCGCAGCCCAGCAGUUGACGGUGACUUAAGAGCCAAUGGACACGAUGCGUUGCAGCGCCUUACCGCAAUUGAUAUAUCGCAUGGCGUAUCACGGCGCCGCAACUCACACGUUGUCAUCAGACGUAUUCCUUUUCUUGUCUUGAUCUAAUUAAAUAAGAUACUCGAUAACAAUAUCGUUUUCGUUGGCAUCGGCACGCAUUUUUUUUAACCCAGACUAAAAAGGAACAAAAAAAUUGGAAACAAGCAAUGCCCGCCUCAUCUCGCAGGUUGCAAGCCCAGUGUGCGUGUGGUGUAGGACCCUUUCACAAUAACUGCUGUGCGAUAUCGCAAGCACGACGUCAAAUUUCCAGUGAUUAGCAUGUAUCUAGAUAGUUAAAUCCCCACGAUGCGUUGUGCGUUGUCUAAAAUUUUACGAUGCGGCGUCGCACCAUAAGUCUUGUGAAUGGAUGUUUGUAUGUAAAACGCCGCUGCGGCGCCGCGCCGCUGCCGCAACGCAUCGUGUGUAUCGACUGACGGUGAAGCAGAUUGUUUACAUACACUCAUCUAAUGCCCUCAUCAUUUGCAAGCGGGGCAUUUUUACAUGACUGCCAAAGUGUAAUGUUUUCAGGGUUUAUGUAUGUAUGUAUUUGAAUAAGAUGUGAGUAUUUGUUCCACCAUAACCAAGAUAAUCCUCUAUAGGCCUGCAUACAUUAGAGGACGGGAUGGCAGAGGAUUUUAAAUUUAUCAAUGGGGAUGAUGCCUAUACCAAAAAUAAAUUAUUUCCUUGUAGUAAUUAAAUAGAGGGUGUUCCAAAACUCGUAAAACCCACAUUCACUGCUAGUUUUAAGUUUGCUAACCAUUUUUAAAUUAUCAAUUUAACUAAAAAGUCCGUCAAAUUACGUCAAAUGUGUACGACGUCACAUCUGUGUAUUUCAUACAAGCUCCCAUACUAAGCGAGCGUUUUGACGUUUGGUAAAAAGUCGCUGAUUUGACUAGUAGUCAUCAUCCCUAUUGAAUUUAGUAUUUAUCCAAUGGAAAUAAAAUAUAUAUUUCAACGCUCGGAGAUUGACCUAGGAGCAUCGCAACACAGUUUUCUCUGGAAAAACGAGCAUUCAAAUAAAUCUCAUAUAACUUAUGAGCUGUCUGAAAGUGUUGCUAGGUGUUAGCUUUUGUUAACACGGCUGUAUUAGAAACUAAUAUUAUAAAUGGGAAAUGCGAGAGUGUGUCUGUCGGAAGAAAAUAAAAGAAUACCCACCGAAACCUAAAUUCAUGCGGACGCGGGCCCGUCGUCUCAUCAGUUCAUUCCAUUUCAUCCAUGUUGAUAACUUUUUCGUACAGUACUCGGCAGGAAAUAUUGUACAUCGAGCUUUAGAAAGAGAUAUCGGCGUCGUAUGAGUGACAGAGACAACCUAUGUCACUCAUACCUACAGUACGCGACAGAUCGAGAUGGCAAUCCCCCGCGCUAACUCGGUGCGGGACAGCACAAGUGGUGUGCAGGCGUCUCCCCGCUUCAGACUCCGAUUGCCAUCUCAACCUGUCGCGUAACUAAGUGACGUUUCGUCGGUCUCAACGACAGAGACAACGCUCUACGAAACCGUUCUCUUUCUAAAGUUCGAUAUUUCCCGCUGCGCA